This is a messenger RNA of Maudiozyma saulgeensis, 471 nucleotides long. The record is from the annotation of a GenBank genome assembly. NCBI's taxonomy places the organism in Eukaryota, Fungi, Ascomycota, Saccharomycetes, Saccharomycetales, Saccharomycetaceae.
AUGUUACUUAGAGUUGGGAGCAGAGUGAUCCCUAAAAGAACCAAUUUGGUGAUAUUCCAAGCUGGGAGGUUAUAUUCAAGUAACCCAAAGGGUAAUAUUCAUGAUUCGGAGUUAAAAGAUAUUAUUUCUAGAAUCAAAAUUGCGCCAAAUAAACGGGUAGGUGAAUCUGAUGAUAAGAUGAAGUCUAGAUUAGUGUAUCAAUCUCGUAAGAGAGGUAUUUUGGAGACUGAUCUGUUGUUAUCUGCGUUUGCUGCUAAAUAUUUAAAGACCAUGACAAGAAAACAGUUAGAAGAGUAUGAUAACUUGUUAUAUGAAUUAGAUUGGGAUAUUUAUUAUUGGGCCACCAAGGAUUUUCAACAGAGUCCUAUCCCUGAUAGAUGGAAGGAUUCAGAAAUCAUGAAAUUAUUACAAGCAUUCACAGAAAACAAAGAGAAAAAAAUUAUUAGAAUGCCAGAAUUAGAUAAAUUUUAG